Trypanosoma theileri is the source of this 603-nucleotide messenger RNA. RefSeq lists its product as uncharacterized. The record is from RefSeq and is a predicted model, not a curated record. NCBI's taxonomy places the organism in Eukaryota, Euglenozoa, Kinetoplastea, Trypanosomatida, Trypanosomatidae. The transcript has a single exon. Bases 1 to 603 code for a protein of 200 amino acids.
AUGAACGUUAAUAAUAUCAGGCAACAAGAUGCAGCAAGUGCACCUUUGUCAUUCUCGCAGCAAAAAGAUAAUAAUAUAAAAGAAAUAGGAAUAUCAAAAGAAAAAAGUCCGGCUAAACAAAAUAAAGAACAACAAGAUGAGUCCUUUUUGGACACUAUCAAUGAUGAUACGAACGCACUACGAGUACGACUUAAGUGGGCUGAAAUGAAUAAUCAUGUUUUGACUGACAAUAUCAACACUCUAAAAUCCGUUGUAAAUCAAUUGGCUACUCAGUUAGAUCUGGCAAACAAUCAACUAGCACUCUAUACAGAAACGGAAGAGCUACAAAGGUUGCGCAGAAGUGUUAGGGAAGAAAAUGCUGAUAAUGAGAAUAAAGAAACCUUAAAUACCAAUGAAUACAACGAUCGUAUCGCUUCUCUGCACAACGCAAUACGAGAAAGAGAUGCAAUGAUCAUGACACUCCGUCAUGACAUGGUUAUGCAAAAUAUAAACGCAGAUAAACUUUUGCGUUCUGAAUUAAAAGAAAAAGAUCAAGUCAUCCUACGAUUAAUGAAUAAAAUGGAGGAGUUACAACGAAUUAUAAAUGCCAAAAGAGGUAUAUAG